AUGGACCGCGAAACGACUCCGACACCUGCGUCUGCGCGUAGUGAGCGCUACAGGGGAGCUGUCGUCGAGCUGCCCCCCGCCUUUUGCGUCGACUACAAGGCGCCCUUGUCAAUAGCGCUUGAGAAGGCGUACGAGCGCGAGUUUGACCAGCUCCCGCGACCGAUCGGCUACCUCGCCGUGCCCGCUCUGAAGCAAAAGUUUGAGAGGAAGGAGGUCAACCCGUCGGAUCCCAUCGCCUCGUAUAUGACCCAUUUCCCUGUCUCCUCAAAAUCGCACCCUUACACUGUCAUCACCCCGGACACGGCACUGGAGAACCUCGAGGAUUUCUUCAAUCAGAAGGGCACGGACUUUGCCCUCGUGACGGACGCCGAGCGACGAUGGGUUCUUGCGGUUGCGACACGGUCCGACCUUGAGACCUUUGUCAAGCGCCGCGGGGGUGCCUAG
This is a messenger RNA of Trichosporon asahii var. asahii CBS 2479, 444 nucleotides long. RefSeq lists its product as uncharacterized. Lineage: Eukaryota; Fungi; Basidiomycota; Tremellomycetes; Trichosporonales; Trichosporonaceae. The record is from RefSeq and is a predicted model, not a curated record. The transcript is spliced from 6 exons. The coding region runs from base 1 to 444 and encodes 147 amino acids.